Hemisphaericaspora subhashii is the source of this 2388-nucleotide messenger RNA. RefSeq lists its product as uncharacterized. Gene Ontology annotation, cellular component: plasma membrane. Lineage: Eukaryota; Fungi; Ascomycota; Pichiomycetes; Serinales; Debaryomycetaceae. The coding region runs from base 1 to 2388 and encodes 795 amino acids. Gene Ontology annotation, molecular function: calcium-activated cation channel activity. The record is from RefSeq and is a predicted model, not a curated record. The transcript has 2 exons.
AUGCAAGAACUAGAAUAUAUAGUACUAACUCAUUCUACUAAUAUAUUGAAACCAUUACCUAAUAGUUUAUUUGGUUGGAUUAGAGUUGUUUAUAGUAUUAGUGAUGAAGAAAUCCUUUCAUGUUCUGGUCUAGAUGCUUAUGUGUUUUUAAGUUUCUUCAAAAUGGGGAUCAAGAUCUUUUUGGCUUUGGCAAUUAUGGCUAUUGGUAUACUAAGUCCAAUACGGUAUUAUUUCACUGGAAGUUAUGAUAAAGAUAAUAUUUCAAUGCUUUCAAUUCAUAAUUCUAAAGAGAGUAAACCUCCUGAAUUUAGUGAAGAUUUCCCGAAAUACUUAUGGGUAUAUCCAAUAUUUACAUAUGUGUUUUCCAUUGUUGUAUUUUAUUACUUAUACAAUUUCACCAAUAGUGUAUUAAGAACAAGACAGAAAUAUUUAGCUUCUCAAAACUCAAUAACUGAUAGAACUAUUCGAUUAGAUGGAAUCCCUAAAAAAUUAUUACAAAGACAUAGAUUAAAGAAAUUCAUUGAAGAUUUAGGUAUUGGAAAAGUAAUGGAUGUCAAAUUAAUUUAUAAUUGGGAACCACUUGAAAUCCUUUUUGACAAAAGAAAGGCAUUGCUUGACAAAUUAGAAUAUCUUUAUGCAUCUCAAUAUGAACUUGAUAUCGAUAUCUAUAACCAUGAAAAACCACCCGCAGUAAAUCCACUUAGAAGUAGACCAAUAGACAUUCCAAGGGCUGAAAAAUUAAUAAAACAAUAUUCUCAAGAACUUAUGGACUUAGAUGAAGAAAUCAGAACCAUUCAAAACAAAUUUGAUAGCAAUUUAUCAACAAUAGAUGUCAAGUUAUAUAAAGAUUUCAAACAAGUGACAUCUGCAUUCAUCACUAUGGAUUCAGUAGCAUCAGCGCAAAUGGCAGCACAAACGGUUUUGGAUCCUCGUGUUUAUAAAUUAAUUGUCAGUUUAGCACCAGCUCCAAAAGAUAUCAUUUGGGAAAAUUUUAAAUUAACAUACUAUAAAAAACUAUUGAAAUCUUAUUUAAUUACAUUGGUGAUAAUAUUAAGUUAUGGGUUUAUUAUAUUCUUGGUUGUUCCCUUAACAUCCUUACUUGAUUUGAAAACAAUUAGUAAAUUCUGGCCAGCAGCAGGAGAAUUUAUUGGACAAUCAAAAUGGUUAACUACAUUCGUUACUGGUAUUUUACCACCAUUAUUAUUCACAAUUUUGAAUCUCCUGUUUCCAUAUUUCUAUAGAUGGCUUUCCCAAUAUCAAGGAUAUUCUUCCAAUAGUGACAUCGAAUUAUCAACAUUACUGAAGAACUUCUUCUUUAUAUUUUUUAACUUAUUUUUAAUCUAUGUGGCUGCUGGGACCUUUUGGGAUUAUAUGUCAUAUAUUAGUGAUACAACCAAGAUUGCAUAUCAAUUAGCAACUUCUUUAAAGAGAAUGGCAUUAUUUUACGUUGACUUGAUUUUAUUACAAGGACUCACGAUGUUCCCGGUUAAAUUAUUACAAAUUAGUGAUUUUUUGAUCUUGAAUAUAUUAGGCAAAUUAUUCAAGAGUCUUUUCCUUAGAACUCCAAGAAACUAUAGAACUUAUUAUUAUACCCCGCAGAUAUUUGAUUUUGGAAUUCAUUUACCUCAACAUAUACUUAUAUUCAUGAUUAUCUUAAUUUAUUCCGUCGUAUCAACCAAAAUUGUAACUUGUGGAUUAGUAUAUUUCAUCAUGGGUUUAUUAGUCUAUAAAUAUCAAUUAGUCUACAAUUUUGUUCAUCCCCCUCAUUCUACAGGAAAAGUCUGGCCUAUGAUUUUUAGAAGAGUAAUGCUAGGAUUGGUAAUCUUUCAAUUAUUCAUGUGUGGAACCUUGGCAUUAGAGUCCGCCAUCCUUUUAUCAAUCCUAUGCUCACCAUUAAUAUUCGUCACAUUAUUCAUUUGUUGGAAUUUCGAAAAGUAUUAUGUACCCUUAAACACCUUCAUCGCCCUUCGAGCAAUCCUAAACCCUUAUGAUUUCGAUAAAGCCUUCGACUAUGAUGAUCAACUGUUUAAUAGUGAAGAAAAUAGUGAAACCGAGGACAAUAUGCCUCUGGAUGUGAUAUCUUCCACAAGUGGUCCAAUUGAUGAAUCAUCAUUCCUACUCGAUGGUCAUCACAUUGAAAGAAAUCUUCGAAGAAGGAAAUCUACAAUUGACGAAGAACGAGAACAAUUCACGGAUUAUACUUAUCCGUAUUUAAUCGAUCCGUUGGAUGGACCAUGGGUGGGGUUUAGUGGAGAUAUGGUUACUAUGGUGGAUUAUAAACGUGUUCAAUUUCAGAAUAUUCUUGAAGAGGGUGGCAAUGCAAGGUUGAGAGAUGAUGGGGAUCAUACGAUUAUAAGUAAGGCAUUAUCAGUUAGUGAGUGGGAAUAA